ACUUGUUUUAACACUGCUCUAGGUUUCGGUUUUCAAAUUUAGCAUUGUACUAUGAGUGACCAGGCGGCUGCCCGCAUAUUGUCUUUCAAAAAUGCAGGGAAAAGCGCUGAUGAAAUGCGACGUCGCCGCCAAGAAGGUCAGGUGGAGCUGCGAAAGACUAAACGUGAAGAAACUCUUCAGCGGAAAAGGAACUUCCCAGCAGCUGGUGACCCUGUGGAUACAGAGGUCGAAGCAACAGGAAAGUCACCUCUGUUAAACUUGGAAGCCAUUGUUGCGAAUGCUUCGAGUGAGGAUCCUGCAGUCAGGCUUCUUGUUGUACAAUCUGCCCGCAAGCUUCUUUCAAGUGACCGGAAUCCACCCAUUGACGAGCUGAUCAAUGCUGGCAUGCUCCCUAAAUUGGUGUCAUGUCUAACAAGUGAUGAUCCCAAUCUUCAAUUCGAGGCUGCUUGGGCGUUAACAAAUAUUGCAUCUGGCACAUCUUCACAGACCCUGGCUGUGGUUCAUGCGGGAGCUGUUCCACUCUUCCUCAAGUUGCUGUCUUCUUCACAUCCCAAUGUGUGUGAACAAGCUGUUUGGGCACUGGGAAACAUUAUUGGGGACGGUCCUGUUUUACGCGACUAUGUGAUUCAACUGGAUGUCAUAAAGCCACUACUGAAGCUGUUAACACCAAACAUACCACUUAACUUCUUGCGCAAUGUCACUUGGGUCAUGGUUAACCUGUGUCGUAACAAAGAUCCGCCUCCACCAGCUUCAGCUAUCAGAGAACUUCUUCCGGCCCUUCUAUAUUUGAUCAAGCAUACUGACGACAGUAUACUCGUGGAUACCGUGUGGGCUAUAUCCCAUUUAACUGAUGGAGGGAACGAUCAGAUAGAAAUGGUAAUUAAUGCAGAGAUCGUGCCUCACUUGGUCCCGUUGUUGUCACACUCAAGUUUCAAGGUGCAAACUGCUGCACUGCGUGCUGUUGGCAACAUUGUUACGGGUUCGGACCAGCAAACACAAGUUGUUCUGGAUUGUGGAGCUCUGAGUCAUUUUCCUGCUUUGUUAACCCAUCCAAGAGAUAAAAUAAACAAGGAGGCUGUGUGGUUUCUGUCCAAUAUAACUGCAGGAAACCAAAGUCAAGUGCAAGCUGUAAUUGAUCAUGGUCUAGUUCCACUCAUUAUUCAUCAUCUGUGCGAGAGUGAAUUCCUAACACAGAAGGAAGCUGCAUGGGCCAUUUCUAAUUUGACGAUCAAUGGAAAUGCAGAACAGGUUAGGUACGUCAUCGAUCAACGCGUUAUCCCUCCACUUUGUAAAAUGCUGAGUACGAGAGAUGUACAAGUUGUUCAGGUUGUCUUAGAUGGGAUUUCAAACAUAUUGGCAGCAGCCGGUGACAAUUUGGAUCAAGUUACAACUGCAAUUGAAGAGUGUGGUGGAUUAGAUCUUAUUGAAUCUCUUCAAGAGCAUCAAAAUAUGGAGAUUUACCGCUUGGCAUAUGAUAUAAUUGAACGCUAUUUUAACGAAGGGGUGCGUUUAUUUUUUCGAGUGAAAUAAUGCUGUCAUAACAUAGUACAGUAAAAUUUAUUCAUCUAUUAGGAAUAUCACAUGGGUUGACGCUUAAGACUGUGUUUGUAUAAUUAUUCAAAAGGGAUCUGGAGCAGUGGCGACUAAGGCCUCACUGCGAUUUUCCUCAGAGAAUCAGCUUUCGGAAUGUUUCAAUAUUCACUUUAUGAUUGUCAUCCGCAGCUCUAGGUGACUCAAGUGCACUAGUCUCUGUGAUUGACUAUUCAACGAGUUCUAAAUACAAUUCAUGUGCUGUCUGUUCGUCUCCAGAAAUCAAAAUGCGUAUUUAGCCCUUACAAAAAGUGGUUUAUUAUAUAAGGUUCGAAGAUGCAUUACGCACUUUAAGUCUUUAUUGGUUGUAUGUUCUGUCAAUUUUACGUUUCCAAAUUCAAAAGUGAAACGUCUGUCAGUUAUCAUGAACUGUGUUUGCCAGUAAAGAAAGGUGAGUUUAAGAGUCGUCGGGUAGACGGGGGCAUAAUGGAUUUGCGCUGUAUAAGUACUAGUGUUAUCUAGCGUAUUGUAAGUGCAUGCCGGCUGUCGUGUCAACCAUUGAGGACUUGCUAGGAAGCUGAUGUAAUCAAGUGAAAAUUUUAACUGAUAGACACUGGUUAUUGGAGUGCGUUUUGUGUACAUUUGCUUAGGUGAGUUCCGGUGUGACAGUCAUUUCUUAUCCUGCUAAAGUUUACAUUAAAUCACUUGUGUAACAAUUCUUGGUUACAAGUCAAUUUAUCUUAAGUCCACAUGGAAAGGACAAUACUUACAUUUUAAUAGCUUUUGUCCAAAUGGCUAUAAAGGAG
Molecule: messenger RNA, 2336 nt
Organism: Trichobilharzia szidati
Lineage: Eukaryota; Metazoa; Platyhelminthes; Trematoda; Strigeidida; Schistosomatidae
Source: the annotation of a GenBank genome assembly